AUGACCAUUGUUACGACACUCCGCAGCUCCAUACCCAAACGAUCCAUCUUGGUGACAGGUGGUGCAGGCUUCAUCGGCUCCCACCUCGUCGAAGCGCUGCUUGCCGAUGGCUACUGGAAGGUUGUCGUUAUCGACAACUUUGAUGAGUUCUACUCUCCCGAAAUCAAGCGUGCCAACCUCGCAGGCCUUCUGCAACACCCCAACCUGACAGUCUACGAGGCCGACAUUCGAGAUGUACCAGCCUUAUCGGCCAUCUUCGCCGACAACAACUUCUCUGUUGUGGUUCAUCUAGCUGCUCGCGCUGGUGUUCUCCCCUCUCUUCAGGUCCCAGAUCUUUACUUCGACGUCAAUGUCACUGGUACAAUGAACCUGCUGCAAUGUUGCAAAGACUUUGGUGUCAAGCAAUUUGUCUUUGGAUCAUCCUCUAGUGUCUAUGGCCUGGGCGCAAAAGCCCCCUUCUCCGAGUCCCAGAAAACCACACAGCCCAUUUCCCCAUAUGCUGCAUCAAAAUCCGCAGGCGAACUGCUGUGCCACACCUGGUCUCAUCUGUACCAGAUACGCUGUGUCUGUCUGAGAUUCUUCACCGUCUACGGUCCCCGUCAACGCCCAGAUCUUGCCAUCCACAAGUUCACCAGACUUAUCCACCAGGGCAAGCCCAUCCCUCUCUUCGGUGACGGGUCCUCCAUCAGAGACUACACCUACAUCGACGAUAUUAUCGAUGGCAUCUUCGGGGCGAUCGACUACGAAGGCUCACUAUUUGAGGCCAUCAAUCUCGGAGAGUCACAGACUAUCACGCUCAUCGACCUCAUUAGUGCGAUCGAGGGAACAUUGGGACGCAAGGCACUUAUUGAUUGGCGUGGGGAUCAACCUGGAGACAUGCCACUUACCUAUGCGGACAUUUCCAAGGCGGGCUCAAUCAUCGGGUACAAACCCAAGACUCAAGUGCAGCAGGGCAUUGUCAAGUUUGUUGCUUGGUACCUAAACCACAACAAGGUUUAG
Molecule: messenger RNA, 999 nt
Organism: Fusarium pseudograminearum CS3096
Lineage: Eukaryota; Fungi; Ascomycota; Sordariomycetes; Hypocreales; Nectriaceae
Exons: 1
Coding region: 1-999 (332 amino acids)
Source: RefSeq, a predicted model, not a curated record